GAGACAGUACGCCAAGUGACAAUUGGGAAACUCGCCGAUCGUUACUUUGCGCAUACGGGCCUGAUGUGCUAACGCGUGACUGCAUGCCUAGGUGCAUACAAUCACAUGUGCACACGUAUGUGCCUUUUCUGGCAUCCCACUGUUGAUUUGGACCACAGUGGUAUCUUAACAUCGUGUACCCCCUUCUUAAAAAGAGGACUGCUCAAAUUCGCGCAACUCUUUUGAAGCACAUUUGACCACGUCAGAAAAAUGUCUAGCGAAGAGUAUGACCACCUUUAUAAGAUAAUUUUAGUUGGAGACGCAACUGUGGGCAAAACCCACCUCCUGUCGAGGUACAUACGGGGCUCGUUGCCUAGCGUUGCAAAGGCGACAAUUGGUGUCGAAUUUGCCACCAGGACAAUUCCGUUGGCGGUAGGGGGGACUGUCAAGGCGCAGAUAUGGGACACCGCCGGGCAGGAACGGUACAGAAGUAUUACGAGUGCCCACUACAGAAGAAGCGCAGGAGCCAUACUGGUCUAUGACGUGACGAAGAAAAAAACGUUCCUCAAUAUUUCAAAGUGGCUGGAGGAAAUUCGCCAAAAUGCUGACAAGGACAUUGUCAUUAUGUUGGUGGGGAAUAAAGUAGACCUGGUGGAGCACGACGAGAUCAAGCGGAAGGUGACAUACGAACAGGGAGCAAGCUUCGCAAGGGAAAACAACCUAUUCUUUGCAGAGGCCUCUGCAGUCUCCAAGUUGAACGUAAAACACGUAUUUGAAAAUUUGUUGCAAGAAAUAUAUAAUAAUCGAAUGAAGAAUAACAGCGGCAGUUUCAGCACGCGAAGUAGUGCCACGUGUGAAAGUGCUAUCCAGCUAACCAAGGCGAGGAGUACAAUCAAAUUAAAUGACCUAAAUGAUAAUGAGAGUGAAGAUGAUCGUAGAAAUCGGGCCAUGUGCUGCU
Messenger RNA from Plasmodium cynomolgi strain B, 937 nucleotides. Its product is annotated as small GTPase rab11b. The annotation marks the transcript as partial. Gene Ontology annotation, molecular function: GTP binding; GTPase activity. Gene Ontology annotation, cellular component: endosome. The transcript is spliced from 6 exons. The record is from RefSeq and is a predicted model, not a curated record. Lineage: Eukaryota; Apicomplexa; Aconoidasida; Haemosporida; Plasmodiidae.